GCCUACACGCUGAGGAUGCUGACACAUGCUUCACUGUGCGUCCCAAGCACCCCCUUUAAAGGGCCAAGCCCCCUGGAUGCCGGCCAGCCUCUGGGCCCCCAGAGGGUCCCUGGUGCUGAGCAGAGCCCCCCACCCCAAGUUUGAUGGGCUGCACUCUCUCACAGGGAGGGACAGACACUGGUAACCAGUGACAUGGGGGUGACAGGUUCAAGGACACAGUGACAUGCUCAGUGACACAUCUUGACCCAGGCUGUCAGUGUAGGAGACGUGUUGGAGACCAUCUGGUCCUUCCUGCCCGUUUCACCAGAGAAGGGCAGGGACUUGUCCAGGGUCUCCUGGUGGCAAGGACAGCUAGGACAGGAACCCAGGCCAGAGUUCUUACAGACACACACAGGUAUGCAUGCCCAGACAUCUCUCUCUCUCUCUCUCUCUUUUUCUCGCGCGCUCUCUCUCUCUCUCUCUCUCUCUCUCUCUCUCUCUCACACACACACACACACACACACACACACACACACACACACACACACACACACACACACACACGAGCCCUUACCCUCGGAGGUUUGGAGCUGGUGACAGCACGGAGAGGAAGGAAGCACUGCGGGGGGCUGGGAGUGAGGGGCCCAGCUGUCCUGCAGCCCUUCGGCCACACCUGCCCCUGUCUGUCUCGCAGGGAAACCUGUCAAGCCGCCUGACAUUGUUCCACCUCCUGCUCUGCUGCCCCUCCCCCAACAGCAGCCCCCCAGGCCGAAAUGAGUUGAUCGCACGGUAUAUUAAAUUGAGGACGGGAAAGACUCGGACAAGAAAACAGGUGUCCAGCCACAUACAGGUUCUAGCUCGGAAGAAGGUGCGGGAGUACCAGGUUGGCAUCAAGGCCAUGAACCUGGACCAGGUCUCCAAGGACAAAGCCCUCCAGAGCAUGGCGUCCAUGUCCUCUGCCCAGAUUGUCUCAGCCAGCGUCCUACAGAACAAGUUCAGCCCACCCUCCCCUCUGCCCCAGGCCGUCUUCUCCACUUCCUCUCGGUUCUGGAGCAGCCCCCCUCUCCUGGGACAGCAGCCUGGACCCUCUCAGGACAUCAAGCCCUUUGCACAGCCAGCCUACCCCGUCCAGCCACCCCUGCCGCCGACGCUCAGCAGUUAUGAGCCCCUGGCCCCGCUCCCCUCAGCUGCUGCCUCUGUGCCUGUGUGGCAGGACCGCACCAUCGCCUCCUCCCGGCUGCGGCUCCUCGAAUAUUCCGCCUUCAUGGAGGUGCAGCGCGACCCUGACACGUACAGCAAACACCUGUUUGUGCACAUCGGCCAGACGAAUCCCGCCUUCUCAGACCCGCCCCUGGAGGCAGUGGAUGUGCGUCAGAUCUACGACAAGUUUCCCGAGAAGAAGGGUGGCCUGAAGGAGCUCUAUGAGAAGGGGCCCCCUAACGCCUUCUUCCUCGUCAAGUUCUGGGCCGACCUCAACAGCACCAUCCAGGAGGGCCCGGGCGCCUUCUACGGGGUCAGCUCCCAGUACAGCUCGGCCGACAGCAUGACCAUCAGCGUCUCCACCAAGGUGUGCUCCUUUGGCAAGCAGGUGGUGGAGAAGGUGGAGACCGAGUACGCCAGGCUGGAGAACGGGCGCUUCGUGUACCGCAUCCACCGCUCGCCCAUGUGCGAGUACAUGAUCAACUUCAUCCACAAGCUCAAGCACCUGCCCGAAAAGUACAUGAUGAACAGCGUCCUAGAGAACUUCACCAUCCUGCAGGUGGUCACGAGCCGGGACUCCCAGGAGACCUUGCUCGUCAUUGCUUUCGUCUUUGAAGUCUCCACCAGCGAGCACGGGGCCCAGCACCACGUCUACAAACUCGUCAAAGACUAGGGUGCCCUCCGCCCCCACCACCACAAUCCAGGACGAGCAUCUUCUCCACACACCUGCCUGGCACCCCUAGGGGUCCAGGAUUGAGGACUCAUCCACCUGCCAGGCCUCAGGCCCAGCACCCAGGAGGCCUCCCCAUCUACCCUGCACACACACUCCCUGCCACUGUUCUGCGCUUUAACUGAGGGAGAAGAGAGGAGAGCUCAGCGGUGGGGCAGCCUGGCGGUUACGCUGACCACCGUACCCAGCUCUGCCCAGCCUCGAAAGACUGGGAGGACACCUUUGAGCCCAGGCACCCAUGGCCGCUGGCCCCUCACGGGACUGUGACGGGCAGGUGAGGGCAGAAUGGAGACCAAGGGAACCGGAGUGCAGAGGCCCCAGAAGGGGAGUGUUCAGUUGGGGUCAAGUUGAGAAGAAGAAAGAGGAGCCCACACUUUCUGUGCGCCUGCUGUGUGCCAGGCCUCAUGCAGGCCCCCAAGUGCCUUGUGCCAUCCUCAGACCCUGCACGGCAAGCGUGUGGCUCGCUAUCUCAGUGGAGGGACCUGUGGGAGGGGUGGGCGGAGUUGGAGUCCUCCCCCGGCGCUGCCUGUCCCUAGAGCCCAGGUUUAUGCUACCUCCCUGGAGUGGGGGCUGGCCACGGGGGCAGGAGGGAGGGUCUGCACUGAGGGGCCAGCCGGCUGGAUUGGGGGCCUGAACAGACCACCUCCUUCCAGAGCACGGGGGACUCCUGUGCGGCCCUCAGAGCUGCCGGACCCAGGUCCAGUCCCGAGCCACCCAGCAGCCUCCUGAUGGGCGAAGGCUUCCAGGGGCAGGCCCAGGCCUGAAGCAGGCUGGAGGGUCAGGUGGGAGGAUGAAGUCCCAGCCCCUGGGCAGGCCACUGGCCCAGGGACAAGGGGUAGCGGAAAAGUUUGGCAUUUUCUCUUGCCUAAGACUUGCGUCUGGUGGUGAACCCUCGGGGGGCACCUGUCCCUUCUGUUUUCCCCACCUCAGUCUCUCUGGCCUGGAGCAGCAGCUCCCCACACCCCGUUCUGGGAUUGAAGGUUAACCCUUCCCUGGCAGCCCCUUCUCAAUACCCAGGCUCCUCGGCCCCCAGCCCCGUCCUCCCGCUGCCCGUGGGUAUUUAUGAGUUUCGUAUGAAGUACUGUGCCCCUUCCUCCCCCGGCCCGGCCGCCCCUGAGCUUCCUGAAGGUCCUCACAGUUUGCAUAUCGCUCAGGCCACCUCCAAACCCAACCUAGGUUUUAUAAUGUAUAUUAUAUAUUUGUUGUGUAUUUUUUAAAUCCAGCUGUGAUGGGUUAUAUCAUAAAUGUGGCGCAAGGCUGGCGCAGGGGCCCUCAAGGCCCAGCUCCUGCUUAAAAAAAAAAAUUAAAGUUAUUUGUUUGUGGGUUA
Orcinus orca (killer whale) is the source of this 3236-nucleotide messenger RNA. RefSeq names its product TEA domain transcription factor 3 (gene TEAD3). Bases 401 to 1852 code for a protein of 483 amino acids. NCBI's taxonomy places the organism in Eukaryota, Metazoa, Chordata, Mammalia, Artiodactyla, Delphinidae. Gene Ontology annotation, molecular function: DNA-binding transcription factor activity, RNA polymerase II-specific; RNA polymerase II cis-regulatory region sequence-specific DNA binding. The transcript has 12 exons. Gene Ontology annotation, cellular component: transcription regulator complex. The record is from RefSeq and is a predicted model, not a curated record. Gene Ontology annotation, biological process: hippo signaling; embryonic organ development; positive regulation of transcription by RNA polymerase II.